Prorocentrum cordatum is the source of this 372-nucleotide messenger RNA. NCBI's taxonomy places the organism in Eukaryota, Dinophyceae, Prorocentrales, Prorocentraceae. The record is from the annotation of a GenBank genome assembly.
AUGGCGUCCGCCCGAGAGAUGGUCUCGAGCUUCACUGGAACCAAAAAAAAUGAAAGUCAAGUGCGGCAUGAGCAUAGGCUCUUGGAGCUCGGCGCGGAGUGCUUGGUUCUCCGCUGGACCCCCCUCCCUGGCGCGCGGAGCGCGCCAGGGGCGGCGCCAGAGGCGCAGGUGGGGGGCCCCGGCGCAGGUCCAGGAAACCCGCCCAGAGCUCCAACAUGUUCUGUUCAUGCAGCUUUUCGCUCCUCUAUUGUCCUGCUCGUCCAGGCGACGGCAUUCAGUGGCCGAGAGCUUGGUGAAACUCUGAAUGUGUGUCCUUUGGGGUUCGUGGUGCUUUCCGGGACUCUCACGGGUUCUUUUGCGGACGCCCGUUGA